CGGAAUUGUUGACUGGCGAAAGUAAAGAAAUCAUCAAGGGUGUGCUGAAAAUAGCGUACGAUACAAUCGUAUCCGGCUACUUGGAACCGUGUGAAGCUUUUCACGCGGAAUGUUUCAAGAAGAUGCGCGGUUAAUAAUCCUUUUUUUAUACUAGCUGAGGUCGUCCCACCUAUCUCAUCACCGUUUUCUAAGGAUUCAAAUCCUCUGACUUUCCCCCGAUGACUACUUUCGAGCGCCCGGCUCUCUGUAGAUCUAUCUCGUAUUCUCUCUGGGUUGGGUUUCAUUGUCGAGUGUUUUGUUGGAAGCUUUGCUCUCCUCCCGUCAGCUUUCUCAACUCCCCCUCCCCCGCCGAACCUCACAGGUUCAGCUUCUACUGCAUUUCCUGGUUUUUUUAUGCUUCCUUUUGCUACCCUUGAUGUGUGCCGUAGCCCCUGCGAAUUGCCAUCUCUCUCGCGGCGACGACUAUUGUGGCAGGAAUUUUGGUAAACUAGCUUUCGGAAGAUGGCGUAUGCUGAAAAGCACCACAACGUGCAAGGUCAAACCCUAGACUUGAAUGUGGUGGGAUGUGCCAACUUGAGCGACAAGGAGUGGUUUAGUAGACAAGAUCCCUACGUGAUUAUUGAGUACUCCGGUCAAAAAUACCGCACUCGUACCGACACAGAUGGAGGAAGGAACCCAUCGUUCAACGAAACUUUCAAAAUAUCUCUCAUCGAAGGGCUUCGUGAGGUUCAAGCCCAUGUAUGGAACAGUAAUACUCUCGAACGUGAUGAUUACAUUGGCAGCACCAAGAUCUGGCUCAACAAGGUGAUCGAUUCUGGGUACGAUGAUACUCAAUGGCCGCUGACGAACUCCAGAACACUCAAAUCUGCUGGAACGUUGAAGUUGAUUCUUCACUAUGGCGGAAGUGGGAAAAAUAAACCAGCUAAAUGUGAGCAGACCGCACAUCCGCCAGCACCUCAUGGGGUCUAUACACAACCUGGUCCUUCAUAUGGGUAUCCCACUCCACCUUACGGGGUUCCUGGUCACCAACCUCAUACUGCAUACCCUCCUGCAGGCUAUUGUGCUCCUCCACCUCCACCUUCAGCGGGUCCACAAACAUUCAUUCCUGUAUACUCAGCACCACCUCCGGUUCCUUACCCUCGACCUCAACCUCAACCGGUUGCAUACGUUGCGACUCCCCCUGCUCAGCCUCCAUAUUACCAUCCUGCUUCUGCACCUGUUCAUCCUGGUGCCCCUGCCUACCAUAAUCCUGGGUACCAAAAUCCUGCAUACCAAAACCCUGGAUACCCUCCGUCCGGGUAUCCUCCAUACAAUCCAUAUUAGGCUAGGCAGUGACACAUAGUUAAUGGUUUUGUAGUCAUGGGUGCUACAUGCCGCGUGUAUAUAGAUUAGGUUGUCCAAUUUUGAGUGGCGUGAAAGUGUAUUUCUGAGUAGCCUUGUCAAGCAAUCUCGAUUUAUUAUGUCAGGUAAAGUCUUGAAUUCUUGCCCGUGUUGCAAGUGGUAUCAUGUCAAUUUGUAGCAAGUUGCAAUGCGACGUGUGUGGAGAAUGACGAAGUGCAACUGCUCUGUAUCGUGAGUUCCUCAAGAUUGAAUAUUGGCAUCUGUAGAGUCGUAGUUAACCUUCCUCGUCACAUAUUGCCACUGUUUUUUGCAUACCGCAUGUGCCAAUAAACUCAAAAAAUUUAAUCUUUAA
This is a messenger RNA of Physcomitrium patens, 1693 nucleotides long. RefSeq lists its product as uncharacterized. The record is from RefSeq and is a predicted model, not a curated record. Lineage: Eukaryota; Viridiplantae; Streptophyta; Bryopsida; Funariales; Funariaceae.